Messenger RNA from Dromaius novaehollandiae (emu), 1410 nucleotides. RefSeq lists its product as uncharacterized. NCBI's taxonomy places the organism in Eukaryota, Metazoa, Chordata, Aves, Casuariiformes, Dromaiidae. The transcript has 3 exons. The record is from RefSeq and is a predicted model, not a curated record. The coding region runs from base 1 to 1410 and encodes 469 amino acids.
AUGUGGUGUGAAGCACUUGUGGGAACUUCAUCCUUGCUGAAGUUUCCAGACAAGCUGGAGCUCCAAGGUGGACUGUCCAUCUCGGCCAACAGCAGCACCACCGCAUUAAAGAGUAACGGAGGUGCGGCCCACAAGCGCAAUGUGGUGAAGAUAAGACGACAAGUUACUCGAGAAAUGCCAGAGAAGCAGAGGUACCUGCCAUACCGCUUAUCGGAGCUGGCUGAGCACGGGUCAAACCCUGCCCUGCUGAACCCCCCGCUAUACCGCUUAUCGGAGCUGGCUGAGCACGGGUCAAACCCUGCCCUGCUGAACCCCCCGCUAUACCGCUUAUCGGAGCUGGCUGAGCACGGGUCAAACCCUGCCCUGCUGAAACCCCCGCUAUACCGCUUAUCGGAGCUGGCUGAGCACGGGUCAAACCCUGCCCUGCUGAAACCCCCGCUAUACCGCUUAUCGGAGCUGGCUGAGCACGGGUCAAACCCUGCCCUGCUGAACCCCCCGCUAUACCGCUUAUCGGAGCUGGCUGAGCACGGGUCAAACCCUGCCCUGCUGAAACCCCCGCUAUACCGCUUAUCGGAGCUGGCUGAGCACGGGUCAAACCCUGCCCUGCUGAAACCCCCGCUAUACCGCUUAUCGGAGCUGGCUGAGCACGGGUCAAACCCUGCCCUGCUGAAACCCCCGCUAUACCGCUUAUCGGAGCUGGCUGAGCACGGGUCAAACCCUGCCCUGCUGAACCCCCCGCUAUACCGCUUAUCGGAGCUGGCUGAGCACGGGUCAAACCCUGCCCUGCUGAAACCCCCGCUAUACCGCUUAUCGGAGCUGGCUGAGCACGGGUCAAACCCUGCCCUGCUGAACCCCCCGCUAUACCGCUUAUCGGAGCUGGCUGAGCACGGGUCAAACCCUGCCCUGCUGAAACCCCCGCUAUACCGCUUAUCGGAGCUGGCUGAGCACGGGUCAAACCCUGCCCUGCUGAAACCCCCGCUAUACCGCUUAUCGGAGCUGGCUGAGCACCGGUCAAACCCUGCCCUGCUGAACCCCCCGCUAUACCGCUUAUCGGAGCUGGCUGAGCACGGGUCAAACCCUGCCCUGCUGAAACCCCCGCUAUACCGCUUAUCGGAGCUGGCUGAGCACGGGUCAAACCCUGCCCUGCUGAACCCCCCGCUAUACCGCUUAUCGGAGCUGGCUGAGCACGGGUCAAACCCUGCCCUGCUGAAACCCCCGCUAUACCGCUUAUCGGAGCUGGCUGAGCACGGGUCAAACCCUGCCCUGCUGAAACCCCCGCUAUACCGCUUAUCGGAGCUGGCUGAGCACCGGUCAAACCCUGCCCCUUCACGCGCGUGGUGCCCCACGCUGCAGUUCCUGAAAGCACAUUGGGUCCAAAACGCCAUCACCCUGUUUAUCCACGAGGUUUAG